This is a messenger RNA of Prorocentrum cordatum, 2650 nucleotides long. NCBI's taxonomy places the organism in Eukaryota, Dinophyceae, Prorocentrales, Prorocentraceae. The record is from the annotation of a GenBank genome assembly.
GCUGACGACGGAGAGUCAGAACAUGAGACAGGAACUUCAGAACAGAGACGUGACGAUCGCAGAGAUGCGAGGUCAGCUUCAAGCUCAGCAACAGGCUCAGCAGCAGCGGGUAGCCCCGCGCGGCGAGAUGAUGGAUCCGAAGAUUCUUCACAAGGUGAAGCCGUUCGACGGCCACAGGGCAAGUUGGAAGACGUUCAGUUUCCAGUACAGAGCGUACCUGAUCGCCCAGGAUCGAAGGUACCGAGAUCUUCUGGAAAGGUGCGAGGACGGAGCCCAGGAGGUGGACAACGUCAACCUGGACGCGCAGGAGGAAGAGCUAAGCACGCAGUUGUACUACGGCCUGGUCCUGGCGAUGCCCGAGGACUCAGUAGGCGAGCUGAUCGUGAGGAACAGCCCAGUAGGAGAAGGAGCCGAGUGUUGGAGGAAACUUCAGAAGGAGUACAACCCGAGCGAGGCAGGAAACGUGCUGGCGAUGUGGACCAAGCUCACGGACACGAAGUUCGAAGCCAAAGAAGACGUGAUGGUGAGCAUCAGCAAGCUGGACGAGGACAUGACAAGGUACCAGAAGAUGGCAGGAGAACCAGUCUCGGACCUGAUCAAGCGAGGCAUCCUUACAAAGGCGCUGAAGGAUCACGACGAGCUGCAGAAGCACGUGUUUCGGAACAGCAGUCGGCUAAGUACGUACGAGCUCCUGAGAGCCGAGGUGGUGUCGGCGUUGAUGGCAGAGCGAGCGGUUCAGGACGACCCGAUGGAGAUAGGCGCGCUGAAGGGCGGAAAGAGACCGUGGAAAGGCCGCGGCAAAGGGAAAGACGGCAAGGGCAAGGAGAGGCCACCGAAUCCCGACGCCGAGAUCGAGUGCCACUACUGUCACAAGAAGGGCCACCGCAGCGCAAACUGCCGAAAGCGGAUCGCCGACGAGAAGAAUACAUCCGAGAAGGACAAGAAGGACAAGAAGCAGCUCCGAAAAGAGAAGGCAAAAGAAAAGAAGAAGAUCGGGGCAGCGGCAGUCAGGGAGCUCGAAAGGUUACGGCAGACAGGAGUGGGCACAGGUCUCAAGAAGCGCAGCCACACGAUCGACUGGAAGUACUGCUUGCCUAGCUACCACCAAUAUGUCUGCUGCUCUUGCAAGAAGACCUUUGAAGGAUGGCGAUGGCACUUCGAUCAGUGGAAGCUGGACUACUGUGCCGCGUGUGCCGAGUACUGCCUGGACAACUGGUUCAAGGACGAGGAAGAGCCAGACGACAACGAGAAGCAUGUCACCGUCGCUGGUCUUCGGCCCGUGGAUGAAGAUCAGAGCCCUGCAGAUGACCGAUUGCGGUUAGCCCCGCUUCGGAAUGCGAUCAUGCUCGACUCAGGUGCGCAGAUCAGUGCGAUACCGAGAUCACAGGUGACCAAGCAUAACUACACGCCGACGGACAGCAACGUUGUCGGCUUGAAGGGCAUAGGAGGCGAGGAGAUCGAGAGGUACGGCCACGUGGAGCUGAACCUAUCCCGAGGAGGAGAGGUCACUGGAUCAUCAACGGUACCGUCGAGCCACCUGACGGAGCUGAGUUCGUACCUCUACGGCGUCACCAAGGAACCAGCUGAUGAGAACAAGAUCCCGAAGGUCAUGUUCGACAUCUUUUACGUAGGGACGGACCAGCUGGCUGCGAAGUACAAGCUUAAAGGAGGUUACUUCAGCAUCAGGGAGAAGAUGUCGGUCACGAAGGCCGAGCUAGACCAAGCGGUCUCUGUCUUGAAUGUUAUCGACUGUAAGAUCUUGGCUCAGGCGACGUUGUACGCGAACAAGGAGACGGAUGACUACAAGGUGUCAUUCCUGCUAGGCGUGCUGGAAGCUUGGGGCCACACAACAGUCAUACUUCAGACAGACCAGGAGCCUGCCACCAUGGCUCUGGCGCAGGCAGUUCGAGAUCGCAGAUCACACUCAACCUUGGUGCGGGGAUCACCGCCCUUUUCCAAGCAGAGUGCAGGCUACGCUGAAGGAGCUAACAAGCUAGCAGCUGGUCUACUUCGAGCCUACAAGCUGAAGCUGGAGCACAAGCUGGGCUGUGAGAUCAAGAUGACGGAUCCGAUCGUGCCAUGGCUUGUGAACUCAGUGGGGUGGAUGAUUACCAGAUUCCAGCCUCGCAGUCACGGAGGUUCCUCCUACAAGAUGCUCUACGGCAAAGAGUACAACGGCGAGAUUGCGGAGAUGGGUGAGCAGGUCUGGUAUCGGAUCUCAGCCAGAGUUGCCGCGGGACGUGGCAAAUGGGAAGCCCGCUUCGCGAAAGGAAUCUGGGUUGGUAAGAGUGAGCUGGACGAUACACAUCUCGUGAUCGAUCCUGAACGUGGAGUGCAGAAGGUCAGAACGGUGCGAAGGAUGCCUGAGGAGUUCAGAUGGCAGCCCGAGCUCAUCCAGCACAUCAGGGUGACGCCCUGGAAGCAGACGCCCGACAAGAGUUCAGGAACGAUCGGACGCAGCAUGUACAUCACGGAGCGCAUGAUCGAUGCUCAUGGUCCUACUGACGAGUGCAGGAAGUGCAGUACAGGAUACGGUUCGCAUUCGGCAGCCUGCCGACAGCGUUUCGAGACCAUUCAGGCCGACUUGCUGCGCGAGAAGUUGGCAAAGGACCCUGUGGCCCCUGAGGCUACAGUCGUGGUGCCAGCACCG